This is a messenger RNA of Naegleria lovaniensis, 6690 nucleotides long. RefSeq lists its product as uncharacterized. Gene Ontology annotation, biological process: small GTPase-mediated signal transduction. Gene Ontology annotation, cellular component: cytoplasm; plasma membrane. Gene Ontology annotation, molecular function: small GTPase binding; guanyl-nucleotide exchange factor activity. Lineage: Eukaryota; Heterolobosea; Eutetramitea; Acrasida; Naegleriidae. The transcript is spliced from 4 exons. The record is from RefSeq and is a predicted model, not a curated record. Bases 1 to 6690 code for a protein of 2229 amino acids.
AUGCCGCACAUCUCUAGUUUUGGUGACAUAUUCAGUGGAGGAGGGAGCCUCUUCUUCAACAAUUCAUCAUCCAAUAAGAGUUAUUGGCCAAAUUAUGAACAUACUUUCGGAAUUGCAAUUCAAUCCUUUGAUCCUCCCUCACAUGUAUCGGAUUAUUGUAUUCGCCUCUCUGUUGGAGACUUGGUCAUUAUUAGGGGAGAAUUUGAGGGAUGGUAUAAGGGAGAACGGUUUCCUUCCACGACCUCUAUACUUUCAACAGCAGUUUCAAAUUCUCCUCAAGGAUUUAAAUCAAAGCCUUCGGGAAUGAAAAAGUUUUUGCAGUCGUCAUCGAAUGGAGAUUCGGAACAACAUUUACCAAUUCUAACAACAAAUGCAUUAACGGGAGUAGUAACGAGUUAUUCGAGUGGUUUGGGAUCACCUCCGACUUCUCCAACGACCAUGGGAAUGCCAGAAUCGGGAUCACUCUCAACCACUCAUUCCAGAUCAUCCAAGAAAUAUUCUGAAAACGAAAUUGAAAAAGUCAUUGUGUCUUCAAAGGGCUUUUUCCCAGCAACACAUAUCAUACGAUUUGAUGGUAGCCCUAAUAAUCCAUUUUCAUUGAAUUAUCAACUUGCAACUGGUGUUAGUGAGCAUCAACAUCGUAACAACUCACAACUAAAUGAAGCUUCACCUGCCAACAAUGGCUCGCAGCAGCAAAUUGCUGUUAUUUCUGCCAAUAAUUCCAACGUUGCAGGAAAUCCUUCUCUAGUUUUACUCUCACCAAGGAAAUCCAACGCAUCAGAUAUGAAAUUUGGGACUUUUCAAAAUAAUGAUGAGCAAGGGUCUUUCAUGUCACAACCAGCUCUGAAUUCAAACGUCCUUGAAACUCCUCCCAUUACAGUCUCGUCAUCAUCAAAUUCAUCCUUACAGCCCAUGGAUCACAGUGGAGAAAUUAGUAACAGCUCUCCAAAUGAGCAAAAUGAUUAUAUCACGACUACACCAGCAUCUGCAUCUCCAGCUCUGAGCAGUAUUAUUGGAUCAGUAACCACCUCCAACACUGGCGUUCUCAAUCCUCAAUCUUCUCUGAAAAACAACAUGUACAGCAUCUCUGAUAAUAGUAUUCUAGGUUCAUCUCCUUCGGCUUUAACGGAGGUGAAAAGGAACACCAAUCCAGUUACCAACAGCUCUCAAACAAGUGUGAAUAGAACAAAAUCUUUUCGUAGAGGGGUUCUCAACAGCUUUCAUGCCACAAAACAAAAAAUUGAGCACAUGAUUAACAAACCAGAACCAAAAAAGAAUAUGACACCCAACAGCGAAAAGAGACAGAGCAUUCUGAAUGAAUCACAAAAAUCAAAAAGGACAAGCUUAAAUCUUACUGGUAUGAAUUUAUCAAAUAUUUUCAGUACUAGCCGUGACGACUUUGCAACGAAUCAACGAGCAAUAUCUCUGUCAGAUACUUUCUUUACAGACAAUGAAAAAAUUCUCUCUCCAUCCUCUUCAAAAUCUCACGAAAGGAAAAGAAGUCAAAGUAUUUCUGCUAAUACUGCCUUUCUUACUUCUUCCAAAAACACAAACGCAAUCAUUUCAACAGCUCUUACAGCGAUUGGCAAUGUAUAUCCAGAACAAAUCUAUGCUCAAUCUAGCUAUCUUGGAGGAACGGUAGAAAUAUUUUCAAACGUUGCACAACAUUUUCAGAGAGAAAUACUUCCAUUUUUGGAAAUGGAUUGGUUUACACCCUUUCUAAACAUACCAAUCUGUAAAACAAUUAUCGAGACAGUUUUUGAUUGGAAUAUGAAACACUUCAAAUCUCUAACCACACAUGAAGAUAACAGAGAACGGCUGAUGAGAGUUUUUGAAAUUGAGUGCAAAAUGAUCAAUUCAAUGAUUGAUUAUUAUUCUUAUCAACACAGUAACGAUAGUGAAAAUUAUAAGCCAAGAAUGAAAGAAAUUCUUAAAAAUCAAGCAUAUUUAUUGGACGAAGGAGCAUCCUUAUUUAAUGAAGAUGUGGUAAUUAAGAAAAAUGGAGAAAAACUAACACCAAUGAAUACUCUGCUAUUUGACUUGUAUCAAAUGUAUUGGGAGGCUAUAGAUAAGGAAAAGAGUCAAGUAAUAGGGUCGUUGCAAAUGCAAAAUCCUUUCGACAGAUUACCUGAAGGCAACUCUCAACUCUUGAUGGAGAUUUCUGGUUGCUCCUACUUUGACAAGGUUGAAUGGAGGUUUUGCCUUUUUGACGUUGGAUCAAAGUCCAUCAUGUCUGAAGACCUAGUCAUUGUUACUACAAGAAAGAAUGAAUAUCGUGUCGAUCCGCCUAUCAACCAUAAGCAUACUUUGGAUUGUCGAGUUCCUUUGGCAAUUGCUCUCUCUCCAAAAUUGUCACACUCAGUAGUAACAGAAUUACUCAAUAGUGGCUACUUAAAGUGCGAGCUGAAUUUCUUUAAUCUUAAAAGUAAUGACAGCCUCGAAUUAAUUGUGGAUGACAUUUUAAACGAUAAGCAAGAUUUGGAACGAGAAGAGCUAGUGGGUGUUGAACUUUCACUAAGCAUGAUAACUGGCGAUUACCACAAAGCCUUCAAACAGUACCCUCAACUCACUCAUCUACCACUAGUUCCAAUGACUCGCUUCAGUAGUUCCAUACUUUCUGAUGACAUUAGAAAUGAUAUUUAUAUUUCUAUUCAUUCUUUGCUAAACAAGAGCAUUGAUACCCUCUACGUCGAAGCUAAGAUGUACAUAAAAGACAAGGAGGGACACAUCAUCCAGUGUGACAUUAAUCGAAAACAGAGAGUGUACAGAUCUCCAAUUUUGAGAAUGAAAAAUCCUACAUGGGAUGAGAUUGUUCUUGUGAACGUCAAUUCACAUCAACUACAGUCGGCUAUCAUUACUUUUGACUUUUACACAAUCAAUAGUAAGAAGAAUAGCUAUGAGGUCACCCACGAGUUUUUUGCGUAUUUACCAAUUGAUGAUGCAACACGAACGCUCACUUUGGGAGUAGAAACGUACAUUGAACCUCUCACAUGUUAUAAGAUUUCUAAAGGUUAUACAUUCCAAGACUUUAUGAAUAAUGAAUCGAUAAGGACCAAAUUUGCGAAAAAGUCCAAGCUAACCCUAUCCUUGAACGUUGUUUCUACUUCGAUUGCUAUAAAUCCAAACUUAAGAGAUUUCUUAAAGUGGGAUUCUAUGGAUGAAACGAACUUACAGUCUGUAAUCAAGGAUAUAGACUUUAAAACUGUAGAUACUGCAAUAUGUUUUAGAGAAAUUAUGAGCUCUCUGUUUGGUAUUGCCAGCAAAUAUGGAAAGGCAAGAAACAACAUUGACUUUGUCGAAAGUCAACUCUUACAAAAAGUAUUUGAGAAGAUUUGUACUAUCGUGUCAACGUUAGCAGAAGAUUCUGAAAGAUUCAACUCUGUUGUUGACGACUACAGCAAAUCGUUUCCGUAUCAUAGUAGCCACAGAUUCAUUCUCCAUUAUUUAAACAAGUAUUUCGACUUGUUUAAAGCUGAAGAUAUGACUAUUGGUACGAAAGAAAAGCUUGUUAGAGCCCUAGUAUCUUUUGGAUUCUUUGUCAAAAUUAUUGAAAAAUCUCUGUCAUCUUGUAAGACAAAGUUAUACGAUUUUUAUCAAGAAGAACUCACUUUUGUUCAAAACGAGUUGACUGUGCUUUAUACCAAGCUUAAAAUAUUAUCUCAAAAAUCAGAUGCGACCCAUACUACGUUCAAAAACAUCAAAUCUGCCUUUUUUGAAUCUCUCAAUCCGAGUUACUAUGACACUUUGUUGUCUAUUUUUAAUGAAGAAACAAUUAGCAGACAAAUCGAAUCCCUCAUGAUCUCUCUGCCUGAAGAAGAGGUACACAGAAAAUUAACACACAUUGAUACUGUUGUUUCAUCCAAUGUUUUUGAGAUGCAUACUGUUAAUUCAUACCUUUUACCAAAAUUUGUGGACGUUAUGGAAAACUUUGGUGAAUGUUUUUUGGAAAAGAAAUCGAUAUCGAUUAUGAACAAACUCAUUCAAUGUUUGAAGAAAAAACUUUCUCCCAACAAACCUAAAUUAACUCCAGGUAUGACCAAAUCAUGCUCCACUGAUUCUUUAGAAGAGAGAAGAGCUCCGGUAUUAUCCAUUGAAGAUGCAGAAGGGCUUGUUAUCGCUGAAAAUGAUACCUGUACCUAUUGUGUUUCAUGUCUGAAAGAACUGUUAGGUCUUAUAGGAUUGUUAAAGGAGGCAUUUGAGACUUCACUCGAACGAACGGAGGAACUAGAAGCCGAGUAUGCUGCCGCUCGAGAACGAAUCGAGCAAGAAGGUACUUCAGGCACCAACAACUCUCAAAGUGCAAAUCAUUCAUCAAGACAAAGUGCCUCCGACCUCAUGAGCAAAUACGAAUCAGAUAUUAAUCAAUCGAAACGUGUCAGUUGUGAUGUUGUUAUAACAAUUAUUAACUUUUUAGAUGUGUUGACAUACAAAGAUGUGUUAGAUUGCUUACUCUCAAUGUUAUCUGAAUAUUCAUCGUGUGCUGAACUAGAUACUAUUGAACUCAUUCUAGACCUCAUUUCAAUGUUGCUCUCUAAGAAAAAUCCACUUCCAAAAAAUUGGACUCAGAUGAAUAUUUAUCAAUAUGGAACCAUUUCAACGAUUAUUCUUAUGAGCGCCAUGAAAGUUAAGAAAUACAUGGUGUUACUUGAAGGUCCAUCCAUUACAACCAUUAGUACCUUCUCUGGAAGUUUCUCGAGAGAGGCAGUUAUUCUCAACAAGCCCAUUGUGGAUGUUAAUGUGAAUAGAAUCACGAAAGUAUCUCAAUUACUCAUCAAGUAUUUAUUUGAUACAGUCUUCUCAUUUGAACCAGAGAAAAUGCGAACAUUUGAUAGAAAACAAUUUUUAAGCCAACAUGAUCAACGAGCUAAAAUUUUGACCGUCUUCUAUGAAGAUAUUUGGUCGUUUUGUCCAUUGCAGUUGCAGGAGAGUUGUUCCUUGGAGCUCGUUGACAAAUCGAUCAAAUUAUUCAAAAUUAAUGUUUCAGAGGUUAUUGACGUCGCCAAAAAUUUGUUCUUUGACUUACUUAAGAUUGAAUACGAAAGUAGACAUUCAGUUUCGUUCUGCGAGGCUGCUUCCGAGAGAUUUUUCAGCGAAGUGACAGGUCUUGAAGGUGUCAGACAUAUGCUCAUUAAUUGUAUUGAAUCCAAAUUGCACAAGUACAAGCAACUGUCACAAGAGUUGUCAUCCAGCGUUGAGGAGCAAGUGAAUGAUCAAUUCCCCGUACAUGUCGAGCAACUUUUAAAUUCUCUACAUCACUUACUCAGUCAAAUCCGUGAAAUUGAAGCAGCUAGUACCAAUGAUCCAAAUACCAUGAACUUUCAAUCUCAAGAAAAUUCUUUCAAGAAUGCUCUUAAAUCAUUUAAAAAGAACAACAACAUGCAACUCUAUUUCAAGUAUCUCCAUUUACUUGCGAGUAUGCAAAAGAGUAGAAAGCGAUACAUUGAAGCUGGAUUGGCUCUCUACGUACAUGCAUCCAAGUUAGACCUGAAUAGCCAAAAUGAAUUACCAUACUUUUCUGAUACUUAUCCGGAAGAAUUAGAAAGAAAGAGAAAGGUCAAGCUCUAUAUGGAAAUUAUUGAUCUAUUCGAGAAGGGUAAAGAUUGGGAAAGAGCUAUCCAGCUGAAUGAAGAGUUGAGAGAACACUACAAGAAGAAUAUGAAUUAUCUAGAGCUAUCAUCUAUUCAUUUAGAGGAGAGCAAACUCUACAAGAAAAUAAUUUCCUCUAUUCGAGAAUAUAACAAAUAUUAUUUUGUUGGCUUUUAUGGAAAGGCAUUGUCCAAUACGAACUAUAUUUUCAAUGCUCAUCAUCAAAAAUUAGCAGAUUUUGUGAAUUUUAUCAAAAUGAAAUUUAAGGGUGCGGUCAUUAAGAGAGAAAUACCAACAUCAUUCGAUGAAACCAAAUUCAGAACGAGUGAACAGCAAGUCAUAUUUUUGGCUCCUCUUGAGCCGUCAUGCAUGAAUGAAAUGGAAUCCUAUUCAUCAGAGAGGAAUUUUGAGAAGAAUUGUUUCCAAUUACUGGAUUCAAAAAUUUCGCCUAAAAUUCAACAAUAUCACAAGAGUCACAAUGUGAACAUUUUCAAGCGUGUCAAAGUGAAACGCGAAGAAAAAAAGGAGGAGAAUCACACGAGUGCUGAAACAAGCCUAACUCCUCAACAGUCUUCAGAAGCAAAAACAUGCAUAUCUAUCAAUUUGGAAGAUGCUGAUGGAACCAUCUCCUUUUUCACAAUUAAGCAUCCAUUCCCCAACAUGUAUACCAUUCAAGAAGUUCUUGAAAAGAAGGUGAUCAAGUUGAAUACUUUGGAAGUGGCUAUUUAUUAUCUCGAACAAAAGAUUCACUUCCUUCAAGAACUAGUUAUUAGUCAUAAAUUGAAUGAAAGCAAUUUAUUGACUGCUUCGCUCGAUUCUGAGCUUACUGGUCUCAUUGACCCAAGAAUUCAUGGAGGAAUUUAUGUUGAAGUGGAAAAGUACCUGUCACCAACUGCGUUAGAAACUCUGUAUGAAGAAAACAAAUAUCUCAUUGCAAUUUACAAAGAACGAUUGUCUCAACUUGCUGAACUGUUGAAGGAAGGCCUUGUGCAACGACGAAAACAUGUCAGCAAACAAAAUCUUCAAAUGAGUGUGUAUCUUGAAAAGAAAUUCAAGAACGAUCUCAUUCCAUUAUUAGAAAGCUACAACAUUAGAAUUCGUUAA